AUGGGUCAUUUGGAGGCAUCCGCAGCUGCUGCUGGCUUGGCGUCACUCGCGCUCAUCUCUCUGGACGUGUCCGGCGUGUCAGCGAAUGCGCAGCUAAAUCGGCUAAAUUGGCACCUGAUGGCAAUUGUUUCCUCGCAGUUCGAACUGCCCUUUGGAUCGUUCAGCAAUCACACACGUAAAGCGGCGAAUUCACAAAUCGCAUUCCAAUCGAUAGCCUCGCUAUAUAGACUGCUCAUUGCAGACUGCUCUGGAAUUAUCUUUGACCACUUCACGCACAUCGAAACGACUCCUCUCAAUAGAGUCGCCGCAACGACUCCUGUUAAUAGAGUCGCGGAGGGCACGCAGAUCUCGGGCGACAUUCCAUUGAUAAGUGCUGGUCUGGAUUCGCUCAUGACAACAGAGUUGAUAACCCAGCUUAAAAUAGAAUGGCACCUCGAACUGCCUGCUACCAUCGCAUUUGAUCAUCCAACAUUAAAGUCGUUAAUCUCCUUUGUCAAUGGAUCUCCAUGGGGUCUCGUGGCUGCGUCUAACAUACCUCAUGCGCGCUGGGACAUCGUGGGACACGUCGAAGCAGCCAAUUAUGGUGCCUUCACAUGUGAUGGCUUCUGUGCUGACGGUCCAGCCUUGCAAGUCCAUGCGGUGGAACUUCGAGGAGUCGAGUGCUUGACCAUUUGCAUCAAACGCCUUCUGGCGUCUUCGUUGGGAUCUAAAGUUAGCCAGGCUCUCACCUGUGAGAGAGCAAUGUUUUCUCAGGGACGGGUUGCGUUUGCUCCGUGGCGGCAGGUUGACUUUCGUGGGUGCUGCAAUUGGGGUCUUGUGCGCGAGCUCGAGGAUAUUACAGAGUACAUCGCUGAAGUCAAACAUGGGUCAUUUGGAGGCAUCCGCAGCUGCUGCUGGCUUGGCGUCACUCGCGCUCAUCUCUCUGGACGUGUCCGGCGUGUCAGCGAAUGCGCAGCUAAAUCGCUUCUACAAAAUGAUCCAUCACGUAUUUGGCACGUUCGUUUUAUCGUGAGCAGUGACCAGUUGACCCCGCUGAAACGCAGAGUCACGCGGUCUGCUAAGCGAGAUGGUGAUGCGGUCCCAACUUCGUGCGCACUGUUGACCUGUUUCUGA
Molecule: messenger RNA, 1113 nt
Organism: Aureococcus anophagefferens
Lineage: Eukaryota; Pelagophyceae; Pelagomonadales; Pelagomonadaceae
Exons: 9
Coding region: 1-1113 (370 amino acids)
Molecular function (GO): phosphopantetheine binding
Source: RefSeq, a predicted model, not a curated record